Messenger RNA from Choloepus didactylus (southern two-toed sloth), 1840 nucleotides. RefSeq names its product forkhead box I1 (gene FOXI1). Gene Ontology annotation, biological process: regulation of transcription by RNA polymerase II; anatomical structure morphogenesis; cell differentiation. The record is from RefSeq and is a predicted model, not a curated record. NCBI's taxonomy places the organism in Eukaryota, Metazoa, Chordata, Mammalia, Pilosa, Megalonychidae. Gene Ontology annotation, molecular function: DNA-binding transcription factor activity, RNA polymerase II-specific; RNA polymerase II cis-regulatory region sequence-specific DNA binding.
AUGAGCUCCUUUGACCUCCCCGCGCCCUCCCCACCCCGCUGCAGCCCCCAGUUCCCCAGCAUCGGCCAGGAGCCCCCCGAGAUGAACCUUUACUAUGAGAACUUCUUCCACCCGCAGAGUGUGCCCAGCCCUCAGCGGCCCCCAUCCUUCGAGGGGGGCUGCGAUUACGGUGCCACCCCCAACCCCUACCUCUGGCUCAACGGGCCCGCCAUGACCCCGCCACCCUACCUGCCCGGCCCCAGCACUGGCCCCUUCCUGCCCCAGGCCUACGGGGUGCAGAGGCAGCUGCUGCCUGGCGUGUCCGGGCUGGGGGGCAGCGACCUGAGCUGGCUGCCCAUCCCCUCGCAGGAGGAGCUGAUGAAGCUGGUGCGGCCCCCGUACUCCUACUCGGCCCUCAUCGCCAUGGCCAUCCACGGGGCCCCCGACAAGCGCCUCACCCUCAGCCAGAUCUACCAGUACGUGGCCGACAACUUCCCCUUCUACAACAAGAGCAAGGCGGGCUGGCAGAACUCCAUCCGCCACAACCUGUCGCUCAACGACUGCUUCAAGAAGGUGCCCCGCGACGAGGAUGACCCAGGCAAAGGGAAUUACUGGACCCUGGACCCCAACUGUGAGAAGAUGUUCGACAACGGAAAUUUCCGCAGGAAGAGGAAGAGAAAAUCGGAGGUCUCCUCCAGCUCAGGCUCCUUGGCCCCGGAGAAAACAGAGAACAGUCUCCUGGUGGGCAGCCCCAAGACGGCAGAGUCCCAGGACAUCUUUGACAGCCCCUCGCCGGGCACCACCAGCUCCCCGGAGAAGCGGCCCUCACCUCCCCCCUCGGCCUCCCCCUGCCUCGGCAACUUCCUUUCCACCAUGACGGCCUACGUGAGUGGGGCAGGCCCCAUGGGGCGCUCGGUGGCAACACCAGGACUGAGCCCCGAGCCCGCUGACAAGAUGGGGCAGAACUUGGUGAGCUUCAACUCCUACACCCCACUCACCAACCUCGGCAGCCACGGGGGCGGGGGUGAGUGGGCCAACCCAGUGCCCCCCAACAUGCUUGGCUAUGGAGGCUCCGUCCUCAACCAAUUCAGCCCUCACUUCUACAACAGCAUCAACACCAACAGCAUCCUCUACCCCAGAGAGGGCACCGAGGUCUAGCCACUGAACAGGACUGAGGCAGAUGGACGUGCCCAAGAGAAAAGCUGUGGAGCAACUCUAUGCCAGCUAGCCUGUGGGCUGAGAUGGCCCAGACAGCACAUGAGAGGCUUGGAGGAGCUCAGCCUUUCUCUAGAACAUUGUUAAACCUUCGGUUGAUCACACCUAUUGUCUGCACACAGGACUCGCCGACCUUGCCACGGAGCCAUGGAUGACUGGAUAAAAGUCAUCAUGGUGGCUGCUUGUUGAGCCUUUAUAAGGGCCAAGGGCUGUGCUGGGCUCUUUUUAGGCAUUGAAGUUAGCAUGAACCUCCCCAUUUAACAGAUGAGGAAACUGAGGCUCGAGGAAGUAAAGUAGCUUCCCCAGGUUCAUAAAAACUGGUAAACGGCAAAGCAGAUGUCAAAUCCCUAGGAGGCAGGGAUGGAGCAGCUGAGAAAGGUCAGUGUGAGACACUAAUGAUUGCAAGAAUAUCAGUCUCAUCACUGCCUUGUCACUGUCCAUCAAAACUCAGCACCAACCCAGAAUGCCUGCCCCAACUUAGGUGCACACUCCUUUUGCUACCGCUCAAGGAGGGAAGGCGACAUCAGGCUUUAUGUCAGGGGGCCCAGUCCCAGUGCCCCGGGAGAGACAGACAUAGCUUCCCCAGCCUCUCAGCUCCCCCGACCCCAGAGAACUUGAGCAGAGCCAGGGAUCAGCAAGAGCAGGG